UACUCAUUCAGCACAGUACUGAAACAAACUUGGUGCAUCUGUGAAAAUGUCAAGACGCAGUGGUCGUGUUACGCUACAAGAUAGAAACGAAAAUACCAUACAGCCGGUGAAGAUUACAAGAAAAAGGAAAUCGGAGCAAUGCAACAAAAAGAAAGCGCACCUGGCGAAGAAGAAGCAGAGUUAUGAAAUACAGAAUCGGUGGACACAAGGAGGUGUCAGCCCUUGCGUCCUUGUUGAAACUCCCCACAAGGAGCUCGAGACGGCUAGUGACCUGACCGGUUUCAAGCAGUAUAGGUUCAAAAAUCUCUUCAUCAAACCCUCACCAUUGCCCUGUCUCAGCUGGGCCAACUCGGACGAUGUGUGGAUUAAGAUGCUGAACAAAGAACUGAAGUAUGUCCAUGACAAGAGCUUCAUGCAGCGGCACCCAAAGCUGCAGCCGAAGAUGAGAUCUAUCCUCCUGGACUGGCUUCUAGAGGUGAGUGAGGUGUACACUCUUCACCGGGAGACGUUCUACCUGGCCCAGGACUUCUUCGACAGAUUCAUGCUGACGCAGGAGAAUGUUGGCAAAACCCGCCUGCAGCUUAUCGGCAUCACCUGCCUCUUCAUCGCAUCCAAGAUUGAGGAAAUUUACCCACCCAAACUUCAUGAGUUCGCUUAUGUAACAGAUGGAGCCUGUGAUGAAGAUGACAUUCUGGAAAUGGAGCUGAUCCUGCUGAAGGCUCUGAAUUGGGAACUCUGUCCAGAAACGGUCAUUUCAUGGCUGAAACUCUACAUCCAAAUGGCGUCUUUGAAGGAAAGCCCCAAUGUUCUCGAACCUCAGUUUUCUCAGGAUACAUAUAUACAGAUUACCCAGCUUUUAGAUUUAUGUAUACUUGACAUCAGUUCACUGGACUAUCAGUAUGGUGUACUGGCUGCUGCAGCUUUUUUCCACUUUACCUCUAUUGAAGUUGUACAGAAAGUAUCAGGUCUGACGUGGGACAGCAUUGUGAGCUGUGUGAACUGGAUGACCCCCUUUGUGAGGACCGUGAGCGAGUGUGAGGCCGUCCGACUGAAGGACUUUAAGAAAGUGGCUGUGGAGGACAGGCACAACAUCCAAACGCACGUGGACUACCUGACCAUGCUGAACGAUGCUCAACAGACGCAGCAGCAGAGCCUGGCCAGACUGUCGCCCAUGCCCCCGCCCACAGACGGGUUCCUGACCCCGCCCAGCAGCACAGAGAAGCCCUCGAACCACUGAAGCCGUGGCUCAGCUGCAGCGAGGCUCGGAACAGGCCCUGCCCCCACGAUUCCGCUCAAAACCCACCAAUGAGUGAUUGGAAAACGCAUUCUUGUUUUUAAAACAAAAACUGAAUUUUAUUAUGUAUUUUUGGUUUGAUUUAAAGGAAUUUACUUGCAUUCAGUACUUCAAGCCAUUCCAAGAGAUUCUUUUGAGAAUAUGCCUUUUGAUUUGAGCAUAAAGAAAUUGACGAGAUCAAUAUUAGCAAUUAGUCCUGCAUAAAUGGAAUAUUUCUCUCCAACUGCUUUGGGGAAUGUGGAUCCUCAAAGUCUUUUGUACAAAUUUUAAAAAUGUAUUUACUUGAAUUCAUAUACACACAUUGUAUUUGUGAAGAGAUUUGCGAAUUGUGCCAUUUAGACCAUAGAAACAAAAAUGUACAUAGUUGGGAAAGUACAUUUGGUUGUAUGUCUCUCCAAGUUAUUUAUACAAAGUAAUUGGUGCUGGCUGGAAGUUUGUAUAUCAGGCAUAAUUUAUACUGCUGUGUCAGUAUUUAUCGCAGUCAACAUUAAGUACCUUUAACGUCAGAGUCCUGUUUCACAAAGGCAGAUUACUAAGUUAGCUGGAUAACUGCACUGAGUAAAACCCGGAACCCUCCUCAAUCUUGAACAUGGACUGAAGUUAAAAGAACUGCUCCGGGUUUUACUCGGUGCAGUUUUUCAGCUAACUCGGUAACUCUGCUUUGUGAAAUACCCCCCUAGAGGCCUGAUAAAUCUGUACGGAAAUAAACAGUAUAGGUUUGAAACCUCCGCAUGCAGAUUUGCUAUAGAAGACCUGAAAUGGUAGGCAACUGGCUUUCUCAUCAUAGGCAAUUGCUUGAUGGUGUGCACACCUUAUUUUGUGUAUUCCUUAUUCUCACAAAAUGGCCACUGAUGCAAUACCACUGCAUUUUCUACUAUUAAAUAGCAUUCCUGGAAGACUUGACUUUUUUUCCUGACUUUGAGGUAAAAAGUCAGUGAAGCUAAGCUUGUGCAGAAUUAUUACGUCAGCUAUUUAUGCGACUGCUUUUGUAUGUCUCUUCCCUACG
Molecule: messenger RNA, 2300 nt
Organism: Anguilla anguilla (European eel)
Lineage: Eukaryota; Metazoa; Chordata; Actinopteri; Anguilliformes; Anguillidae
Gene: ccne2
Product: cyclin E2
Exons: 12
Coding region: 47-1237 (396 amino acids)
Biological process (GO): regulation of cyclin-dependent protein serine/threonine kinase activity; G1/S transition of mitotic cell cycle
Cellular component (GO): centrosome; cyclin E1-CDK2 complex; nucleus
Molecular function (GO): cyclin-dependent protein serine/threonine kinase regulator activity
Source: RefSeq, a predicted model, not a curated record